Molecule: messenger RNA, 4722 nt
Organism: Melozone crissalis (California towhee)
Lineage: Eukaryota; Metazoa; Chordata; Aves; Passeriformes; Passerellidae
Gene: SYT16
Product: synaptotagmin 16
Exons: 8
Coding region: 330-2090 (586 amino acids)
Source: RefSeq, a predicted model, not a curated record
AGCAGAUAGAAGGAAAGAAGGCGUUUUUUAUUCAUUGCCACAAGGACUAGAAGGUUAUUUGUUAUAGAAGCUGAUAUUUUUGCCUCAUGAUUUACUUCAGAGCUACACAUUUAGUGGGAGCCUUCAUUAUCCUCCCUGCAGUCCUCUUUCACUUGAUCAACAAGCUCUGCUGUGAAGAGAGAGCUGAGCUCCCAUGCCUGGAACAAUGAAGGUGAAGAAAACACUGCAAAGAAAAGUCCAGAGCUCAUGAAGGCCUUGCUCCCCGAAUUGUAAGUGACAUGCUGGCAAAGCUGAACAACUGAUCACCAGACACUGGCAUAGUGUUAAACAUGGCUUCUGAGGCUGCUCACAAUUUCCUCCAGCCACUGUCUACUUGGAUGUCUCAAGUAUAUGAAGCAAUCCAGCAAGCAGGAGACUCCAUAUCUGCCUCUCUGCUGAAUCUGAGUGGAGUGGGUCGGAAGCCAGAAGGAGAAAGGACCCAGGACUUGGAGAAUAAUGGAGGAGUUUUUGAGGAUUAUUCUGAGGAAUUAGAUGAUGAACAGGAGCUGGACAUUUGGGAUGAAGACUAUUUCUACCCUAGAGAUGUCAGCUACAUUGGAGGCCUUGAUCUUGCUUCACAAAACCUCCCUCAAGGCUCUGACACGGAUCCACAGAGGCACGAAGGGGUUAAAACCACCAGCACCUUGCCAGAGCAGUGCACUGAAAGCAGCAGGACCUUGACAGCCAAUGGAUCCUACUGGAUGAGUGAGGAUCUCCAGCCUCCUGAUCGGCUUCCCCCCAUUGCUGAGGAAGAAGGUGAGCCCUCCUGGAGGAUGGGAGCCCAUGAGCACAGCCUCAGCUUGGGGGGCUCCUUGCACAGUGCCAAUGGCACGGCACGCUGUGCAGAUCUGGAUGGACUAAGCCAACUGAGUUACCAAGACAACCUCUCCUGUCGUGAAGAUGACCAUGCAUCUAUUGAUUCAAGAGCAACAACCAGGAGUAGGGGCACUGGGCAACACAAAGGGCCCAGGAUGGAGCCCAGAACUGGGGAUGGUGUCAGCCAGUCACACAGGGAAGGACGCCUGGAAAUGGAGACAGCAUUUGCCAACCAGGGAUUGGAAGUAAAUGAUGCUACUGACAGCUCAUCGGCUUGGAGCCCUGAGGAGCACAAUGAAGUGAACAGUGUGCCAGCUCACCAUUGUGCCCACGAGCCCAUCUGCAAAUGUGGUGACCUGGAUGUCAUUUUCACCUACAAAUCCUCAAGCCAGAAGCUGAUAGCCACUGUCCUGGAGGCCAGGGACAUCCCAGACAAGGACCGCAGUGGUGUCAACACCUGGCAGGUGCACGCGGUUCUGAUGCCGGGCAAGAAGCAGAGGGGCAAGACCAGUGUGCAGAGAGGACCCAUCCCCGUCUUCCAGGACAAAAUCACCUUCAGCAAGCUGGAGCCAGAGGAGCUGAGCAGCCAUGCCGUUCGCUUCCGCCUCUACGCCGUGCACAAGGUGCUUGGGGAGAAGAUGAUGGGGGAGCAGCUCUUCUACCUGAGGGGCAUCAGCCAGGAAGGGGAGAUGAAGGUGACACUGCUCUUGGAGCCACGGAGUAACCUGAGUAGUGCAGAUUCUCAGCUGAGUCUGUCAGCAAUCUCUCACAGUGAUAGCGCUUCCUCAACACAGUCCCUGUCGCAUGGAGGGGUGCCAGAGCUGCUCGUGGGACUGUCAUACAAUGCCACUACGGGGAGGCUGGCAGUGGAGAUGAUCAAAGGCAGCCAUUUCAGAAACCUUGCAAUUAAUAGGCCACCUGACACCUAUGGGAAGCUCUGCCUGCGCAACUCGGUGGGUCAGGAGAUGUCUCGCUGCAAGACCUCGAUCCGCCGGGCACAGCCCAACCCUGUCUACAAGGAGACUUUCAUCUUCCAGGUCGCCCUCUUCCAGCUCUCUGAGGUCACCCUGCUGAUCUCCAUCUACAGCAGGCGCGGCCUGAAGCGCAAGGAGAUGCUGGGCUGGAUCUCGCUGGGCCACAGCAGCAGCGGGGAGGAGGAGCAGAGCCACUGGCAGGAGAUGAGGGAGGCACAGGGGACACAGGUCUGCAGGUGGCACAUGCUGCUGGAGUCCUAGUGGGCACCAAGGGCUGUCUCUCCUUGCUCUCUGCCAGCAGAAUCCAGCUCUGGCAGGGCACACAGCUUUAACCUGCCCCCUCAGUGCCAGCAGCUGUGGGCAUCAGAUGUGGCAAGGCCUGGGAAGCAAGUUUAGUUCUUGCCUUACCAGCUUGCCCUGCAUUUUCUACAUUGACAUAACCCUAGUGAGAAGCAGUGGGAAUACUUGGAAAAUCCGUUCCUUGGACAUUGUCUUGCUCAUUUUUCUAUAGGCUUAAUCACCACAGACUGAUUCUGAUGUGAUGCUGUUUUCUUCUGGGGUAAACUCUCACUUCCCCCUUUUCCCUUAUUUGUAAUAAUGAAGUUUGCAAAUAUUCUUGCCACGCAGAUAGCUCACAGAAAAGCUAACCUGCAUGCAGAUCACAUCCUCUCCCUUUUAUUAUCGUGUUUCUAAGUCCUAGAAAAAAGCAUUUGAUACCACUGUGGACUGGAUGAUAUAUUUUUCAGGCAGCAUGAGAAAGCACUCUUGAAUUCUCUGUUAACUUUUAAGUGCCUAGACAUUCCUACUGUUCUCCUGUACUAACAAUUGAUAUAAGGACUAAAUACUACUGGUAUUUUUAAUUAGGCACCCUGUGCACCUGUUAGCCUGCAUUCACAUAGGUUUGCACAAGAGAUAACAAGCAUCAGUUUUAUAUUGCAUAAUACAAUGCAUGUUUAGAUGUUUACUUGAAGUUAUGGCUUCUGUCAUCACAAAUACCAAAAAAAGACCAGAACAAACUGCACAGCCACCUUUGUGCCUGAAUCACUCCUUUCUGCAUUGUUUUGCCCAUGUGUUAAUGUGAUUUUUAGAAGUGAGGUUCAUUCACAAAAGCAUUUCUGUGAGCAUUAGAGGAGAGGGCUUCAGACCUGUGGUUUUUCUCUGGUUCAGCAAAGCACUACUCAGUUUGCUGAGGGCUCUUCUUCAAAUCUCCUGUAAUAUCUCCUUGGGAUAUGGAAGGGGACUGGUUCUGGCAUGCUGAGCAGCAGAGGAUGCCAGAUCAUGUCACCUAACCUGGGGAAGGAGCUCUCUUGCAGACCAGGAAUGGGAUCCAGAGGGGCUGCUGGCUCUGCUGAAAAGAAUUGUGCUUCCUGCCUCCAGCUGAGAGCAAAGCCAGGAGCAGCCUUGCUGGAUGAGGUGAUGACACUGUCACGUGGUGACUUUUCAGACUGCACUGUCCUUUUCCAUUUUAAUCUCUUUUCCUGUCUCUGGGAGCUGAAGUCAUGGAGAUGAUGGAUGGAGGAUGUGUCUCAGUCUGCUGCUUGGCUAAGUGGUUGUUGUUGCAGUGCUGUGUGUGACACAAAGGAGAGUGUUCCUCCUCAGUGGAAUGUAGGCAGUGAGGUGCUGAGAUCUCCAAAUGCUAUCAGCUGCCCAAUCUCCCAUUCCCCACACUCUCUAGGAGAGGACUGUCUUUCCUCCAUUCCUGCUGAUGACAGCAAGACACAGGAAAUAUUUUGCUGAAGAGCUUUGUCUGUACUGAGUCACUUCAUGGUUUGUUUUUGCCAUUUACAGAGACCUGGCACCAAAUUCUGCCUCCUCCUGCACCACAGCCACUUCCUUUGCUUCAAUGGUGCUGUGCAAAUCUAACUAAUGCAAAUUUUGGCACUGGCUGUUUGACCAAAAUUGGUCCUUGGUGCUGGUUUUUGUCACAUCCAGGCUAGACAGGCCCUGAGGGCACUCACAGGUUAUCACUUGGUGUCACAGAGGCUCUGUCUGGCCAAGGAGGCAGACAGAAUAAUCUGCACAGAGAAGCACUUCUGCUACAGGUGAUACAAGCUAUUCUACAGAACACACUCUUGUACCUUCUUAUCACCUGUCUGAGCAUCAUUUUUCCAGAGAGACUGCUGGGUAUCCUAUGCAGGAGGGUUUUCCUCCACUGUCUAGAUAAGCUGGCAUGUCUGCUUUGCAUUACUGGGGCUUUGAAACACAAAACAGGAUUUAACCCAAAUGCAGCUCAUCGAGCAAAUGUGUUCUUGACUGCACUGUUAAAGCUGCUGUAUUAGCAAUGCAAGAAAAGUGAACAUCUGAGUGAUAAUCAGCAGAAUAGAAUUUCAUUUAUCAUACACUUUUCUGCUGGGGAAAAUUAAAAAAGUAGAGGAAACAGACCAAUUCAAAAGGCUGAUUCUAGUUAUUUUCCAAUCUCUACAUAUUUUUUGUCCUGAACUGCAUAAAAUGGAUAUGCAAGUGUUUAUAAUUAAUUUUUAUUACCUGGAAUGUGUGGGUGUAAUAAACUUACUGAGAUUCUCUUCAGAACUUCUUGAACCUGCAAAGCCUUGCCUAUGCUUCAUGAUUAGCUAAGGAAAAAGUGUAAGUUCAUAAUACAUAUCAGCAGUGAACUGGAGAUAACCCAGAUUUAUAACAGCAUGAUUAAAAAAAACCUAAUGAAAAAGAUAAUUUAAAAAAACAAUGAGGUACACUGGGUUUGGACUUCCAUGCUGUUUUCACAUUAAGAUGUUUUCUGAAGAUAUAGCAUUAAGGGAAUUGAAUUUUAAUAUAUAAUUUCAUUGUAGAGAUUUUGGAGUCAGAGAAAAGCAAGUGAAAAUGACUUACUUAGAGUAAGUCAAUACCUAAACAUGUGUUAAAACUUUGCUGUCCAAGGGAAGCAGGUUGCUGCAUC